AUGGCCACCUCAAUCCUCCGUGUUGUAUCAUUCUUGUUAAUCAUCUCAUCAGUACUCUGUUUCACACCCUGUCCACUCCUCGGCCCAGCAUUCCCCCCGUUUACCCUAAACACAACCGACAAAAGGAUCACAGCAGCCCUAACGAAGCUCACCCAGGAGUUUGACACCUUAAUCAAUACCACAACAGGCUCACACGGGGACAUUUCGCCAAAUACAACAUUCAGUAUUACCCUAUUCUCGUCCGACAAUGGGAACGCCGAAGACGAGCCUUUCUUCUGGCAAUAUCACCACACAUCACAUGCACUGAGCCAGCCAACAGUUGGGUCUCAGACUGCAGAUUACGAUAGCAUCUAUCGUAUUGGUGGUCUUACGGAGAUAUUCACUGUGUGGAGUCUUCUCCUUGCAGAAGAUGGAGGUCGGAUCGUGAAUGAUCCUGUUACGAAGUAUCUCCCAGAACUGCUUGAUGGUACAGGUAAUCAAGAUGCCAUUGAGUAUGUCCAAUGGGAAGAUGUUACUGUUGGCCAAAUUGCUAGUCAUAUGUCAGGCAUUGCUCGAGACUAUUGCCCGAGUGAUGUGGCUAUACACACAAGCCCUCUAGAUUUGGGAUUUCCUCCGCAUCAGGCCAUUCACAAGCCUUGCUGUAGUGAUGACACCAAGUGUAAUAGCAGCGACUUCAUCCGAUACAUAGCCGAUGAAACACCCGCGGCCCAAGCAGGGGUAACACCCAGCUAUUCCAACUUGGCAUUCCAACUGUUAGGCUACAUAGUAGAAAGACAAACAGGAAAGCCAUUCAGCGAGAUCCUCCUGCAACAAAUUCUAACACCACUCAACAUGACGGAAACCACCAUCUUCGCGCCCAGCAGUUCAUCAAAAGGGAUCAUACCAGUAAGUAAAGAAGCCAGUAGCUGGUCAGCCCACCACACCAGCAACGAAGCAUCCAAAUCCCUCUUCAGCAGCCCAAGAGACCUAUCAAAAGCCGGAAAAGCAAUCCUAUCAUCAAGCCUCCUCCCAAACCCCCAGACAAACACCUGGCUAAAACCAGUUUCACACACCUCAAACCCAGCAAACUCCCUCGGCGCCCCGUGGAUAAUCUACAGCGCGGGAAACUACCCCAACACAUCAAUGGUAGAUAUCUACACCGUCCUCAGCAACGAAAGUCCCAGCGAAAGCCUUUACAGCUCUUACCUGGGUCUCGUGCCCAGUUUUGGGGUUGGGUUUACGAUUUUAUCGGCUGAUACAGUAAAAUCAGCUGAUCUGAAUGCUCACGCGGAUCUUAUUGGUGAUGUUGUAUUGGGGGCUUUGAUGGGUGUUGCUGCUGAGCAGGCUUUGGGUAAUUUCGGUGGUGUUUAUGAGUAUAAGGGGGCUAGUGUUGGUGCAGGGCUCAAUUCUUCGAUUGUGGUUGGGGUUGAUGAAUUGCCUGGAUUGCAUAUCCGGGAGUUUAUCAGUAAUGGCACUGAUUUCAGGGGGACUUUGGCUGGCAUUCUGGGUGUUUCCCUUUCGGCUGAUUUGAGUAUCAGGUUGUAUCCUGUGCAGCUGGUUGAAAGGUUUGGGUCUGGGUCGAGGAUGGCGUUUAAGGCUGUCUUUCAGGAUAUGACUGAGUUGGCGGAUGCUGAAACUCCUACUUGUGUGUCUUGGUUGGACUUGGAUAAGUUGCGGUAUGAGGGUAGGGGGUUGGAUGAGUUUGUAUUUGAGUUGGAUUCCAAGGGGAGGGCUAUUGGUGUUGAGAUUCCUGCUUUGCAGGUCACACUCGAAAUGAGGUAG
Molecule: messenger RNA, 1761 nt
Organism: Penicillium canescens
Lineage: Eukaryota; Fungi; Ascomycota; Eurotiomycetes; Eurotiales; Aspergillaceae
Product: serine hydrolase domain-containing protein
Exons: 4
Coding region: 1-1761 (586 amino acids)
Source: RefSeq, a predicted model, not a curated record